This is a messenger RNA of Paramisgurnus dabryanus, 699 nucleotides long. RefSeq lists its product as uncharacterized. The record is from RefSeq and is a predicted model, not a curated record. Lineage: Eukaryota; Metazoa; Chordata; Actinopteri; Cypriniformes; Cobitidae.
AUGGUCAACAUCGACAAGCGUGAGACCAUGCGGAAUUCUGUUAUCAUGGAGAAGGAGGGCUUCAUGCGGGCAUUUGAUAAACUAUGUGAAGAACUCAACAUUGAAGAAUUCUGCACGGAUGCUCAUUCUCAGAUAUCAGCCCUCUUCAAUAACAAAGGGAAAUAUAAAGACUGCGGCGUACGACACACCCUGGACAUGUGGCAUGGGUCCAAAAGUUUGGGGAAAAGAAUUCAUGCGGCAGGACAGCAAAGGGGGUGCACCAUCCUUCAGAUGUGGAGUAAGGACAUCUGCAACCACUUCUGGUAUUGCUGCAAGACUGCAGAUACAUAUGAAGAUUUUUUUGACAUGUGGGCUGGACUACUUCACCAUGUGACAGGAGAACAUGCGUGGGCCCUUGGAGCCUGUCAGCAUGGUCCCUUGGUGGAGGACAGAGAGAAGGAGUGGAUCCAGAAGGGUUCUGUGGCACACCAGAGACUGACAGAAGUGGUGCUUGAUGCACGCUGGCUAAAGAGCAUACACAAAUAUCUACAUUUUAGGUCAACUGCAGAGUUGGAGUCAUUCCACAAUCAUAUUUUAAUGUAUGCAAGCAAACGCUUCUCCUUUUGCCCCCCGUGUACGCUGCUCGCGUCAUGCUGGCUGGCCUGGACCACAACCACCACGUUGACCGACCAGCAAAGAGAAGGGCUGAUGAUACGGUAA